Messenger RNA from Budorcas taxicolor (takin), 615 nucleotides. RefSeq names its product chromosome 15 C11orf97 homolog (gene C15H11orf97). The coding region runs from base 1 to 615 and encodes 204 amino acids. Gene Ontology annotation, cellular component: ciliary base. The transcript is spliced from 4 exons. The record is from RefSeq and is a predicted model, not a curated record. Lineage: Eukaryota; Metazoa; Chordata; Mammalia; Artiodactyla; Bovidae.
AUGAGAGGGGAGGAGGCAGCGGCAGCUGUGACGGUGCCUGAGGCGGGCCGCGAUGGCGAGCAGCCCCGGCCUCCCGCAGGCUUGGGGUGCGCGGUGCGAGGAGAGCCGGGCGGCGGCGGUCCUCAGGAGUCCCGCAAGCAGUGGAAGGAGUUUUUAUAUUGUGAGCCACAUAAGAGAAUUAAAGAAGUACUUGAAGAAGAACUUUAUAUUAAAAGAGAUGAAUGCCGCAUUAAACAUCCACCUGCAGUGGCCCUGGAAGGGAUUUGGAGCAUUAAAAGGAACCUCCCUGUGGGAGGCUUGAAGCCAGGACUGCCGAGCAGGAACAGCUUACUGCCACAAGCCAAGUACUAUUCAAGGCAUGGAGGCCUGAGAAAUUUAUCCUUUCCUGGUGCCUUUUUUGGCUCUGUUUCCACAUUUGGAGGAGCAGGUUUAGAUGGCAACGUCCAGGAUCUCCUCUUGCGGUCCUCCGUUGCUGUCCUCUAUGUGGAGCUGCCCUUCUCGAGCAUGCUGGUGGCAGGGCGGGCGCAUGCUGGGGGUGCUGAGAGAAAUCCAGAAGCUGGACUGCCUGUCCACUGCUGCUUCUCCUGCUGCCAGAGGAGCUGGGACCCCUCAUGA